This is a messenger RNA of Coregonus sp. 'balchen', 11058 nucleotides long. The record is from the annotation of a GenBank genome assembly. NCBI's taxonomy places the organism in Eukaryota, Metazoa, Chordata, Actinopteri, Salmoniformes, Salmonidae.
AUGGAGGUGGAAAGCUUUGUGUCCAAGACCCUAGAGCUCCUUCAGGAGGAGAGAGAAGCGGAGAUCGAGGAGACAAGGUGUGUAUUUAACUUAGCGUCAGUUUAGCCUUUUAGGUCACAAUGCGUGAUACAUACAGUGCCUUGCAAAAGUAUUCAUCCCCCUUGGCGUUUUUCCUAUUUUGUUGUAUUACAACCUGUAAUUUAAAUGAUUUGGACAUACACAAAAUAGUCCAAAUUGGUGAAGUGAAAUGAAAAAAAUAACUUGUUUAAAAAAAUGCUAAAAAAUAAAUAACGGAAAAGUGGUGCGUGCAUAUGUAUUCACCCCCUUUGCUAUGAAGCCCCUAAAUAAGAUCUGGUGCAACCAAUUACCUUCAGAAGUCACAUAAUUAGUUAAAUAAAGUCCACCUGUGUGCAAUCUAAGUGUCACAUGAUCUGUCACAUGAUCUCAGUAUGUGUGUAUAUGUGUAUAUAUAUAUAUAUAUACCUGUUCUGAAAGGCCCCAGAGUCUGCAACACCACUAAGCAAGGGGCACCACCAAGCAAGCGGCACCAUGAAGACCAAGGAGCUCUCCAAACAGGUCAGGGACAAAGUUGUGGAGAAGUACAGAUCAGGGUUGGGUUAUAAAAAAAUAUCAGAAACUUUGAACAUCCCAUGGAGCACCAUUAAAUCCAUUAUAAAAAAAUGGAAAGAAUAUGGCACCACAACAAACCUGCCAAGAGAGGGCUGCCCACCAAAACUAACGGACCAGGCAAGGAGGGCAUUAAUCAGAGAGGCAAUAAAGAGACCAAUGAUAACCCUGAAGGAGCUGCAAAGCUCCACAGCGGAGAUUGGAGUAUCUGUCCAUAGGACUACUUUAAGCCGUUCACUCCACAGAGCUGGGCUUUACGGAAGAGUGGCCAGAAAAAAGCCAUUGCUUAAAGAAAAAAAUAAGCAAACACGUUUGGUGUUCGCCAAAAGCCAUGUGGGAGACUCCCCAAACAUAUGGAAGGAGUUACUCUGGUCAGAUGAGACUAAAAUUGAGCUUUUUGGCCAUCAAGGAAAACGCAAUGUCUGGCGCAAACCCAACACCUCUCAUCACCCCGAGAACACCGUCCCAACAGUGAAGCAUGGUGGUGGCAGCAUCAUGCUGUGGGGAUGUUUUUCAUUGGCAGGGACUGGGAAACUGGUCAGAAUUGAAGGAAUGAUGGAUGGCGCUAAAUACAGGGAAAUUCUUGAGGGAAACCUGUUUCAGUCUUCCAGAGAUUUGAGACUGGGACGGAGGUUCACCUUCCAGCAGGACAAUGACCCUAAGCAUACUGCUAAAGCAACACUUGAGUGGUUUAAGGGGAAACAUUGAAAUGUCUUGGAAUGGGCUAGUCAAAGCCCAGACCUCAAUCCAAUUGAGAAUCUGUGGUAUGACUUAAAGAUUGCUGUACACCAGCGGAACCCAUCCAACUGGAAGGAGCUGGAGCAGUUUUGCCUUGAAGAAUGGGCAAAAAUCCCAGUGGCUAGAUAUGCCAAUCUUAUAGAGACAUACCCCAAGAGACUUGCAGCUGUAAUUGCUGCAAAAGGUGGCUCUACAAAGUAUUGACUUUGGGGGGGUGAAUUGUUAUGUACGCUCAAGUUUUCUGUUUUUUUUUGGGUAUUAUUUCUUGUUUGUUUCACAAUAAAAAUAUUUUGCAUCUUCAAAGUGGUAGCAUGUUGUGUAAAUCAAAUGAUACAAACCCCCAAAAAAUCUAUUUUAAUUCCAGGUUGUAAGGCAACAAAAUAGGAAAAAAGCCAAGGGGGGUGAAUACUUUCGCAAGCCACUGUAUGGCCCCAGAAGCCAGAGUAUUGCCUGUGGCCCCUUCCAUAACCAGUGUCGUUUUGUAUUGAAGACCCCUUCCAAAGGAAUCGUACAAAACUGACCAUGUUUCCUUUCUGUUGUUUGUUUUUUAAAGAUGUUUUGGUCUGUAUGUAUUGUGUUCGUUGCUAAAUGAAUUGCCUCAUUGAGGACAUUUUCUGAAUCUGAAUGUUUCCUCUGGUUGUGUAUCUGUAGGCUAUGGCAGGAGAAUGUCUCUCUGAAAGAUCUCCAGAGUAAAGGCGUGUGUCUUCUGAAGCUGCGGAUAGGAAGCCAGUCGACUGGCCUUUAUGGGCGAUCGCUCAUCCUUCUAGAACCCAGAAAACACAUGGGCGUCUCCGUGCUACCUAGCAACAACUUUGGACCCGGUAAGAACGUUGAAUAUCAUAGCUCAUGCUCUAGCCAUCUUUAUGUAAUUAUCUACUGUAAGAAAGACUUUACAUACAGUGGUAGCCUGGUACCAUAUAUUCGAUGGCCAUUGGAGUUGGCUAAAAGCACAAACAGGGUCUAUGAAAAGGCUAUUUACAUAGGCUAAACUAAAUGAAUAACUCUCUGAUUGGUUUGUCUGUGGUUGCAGGAGACAUAGUGGGUGUGUAUGACUUGGAUGGCUGUAAGCCGUCCUCCCAGCUGGCCACUGGUGUAGUGACCCGUAGCAGUCAGUCAGCUAUAACCGUAGCCUGUGAGGACUCACCAGACGGGCUCAACCUGGACACAGACGCUCUGUACAACCUCAUGAAGCUGGCUAACGAUGUCACGUACAAACGCAUGAAAAAGUUAGUAAGAAAACCUAUGCCUGAGUUUAACCGUUACCCUGACCUUAACCCUGACCUCACUCCCUAACCCUGACUCUAAUCCUGACCUCACUCCCUAACUCUGACUCUAAUCCUGACCUCACUCUCUGACUCUAAUCCCGACCUCACUCCCUAACCCUGACUCUAAUCCCGACCUCACUCCCUAACUCUGACUCUAAUCCCGACCUCACUCCCUAACCCUGACUCUAAUCCCGACCUCACUCCCUAACUCUGACUCUAAUCCUGACCUCACUCUCUGACUCUAAUCCCGACCUCACUCCCUAACCCUGACUCUAAUCCCGACCUCACUCCCUAACCCUGACUCUAAUCCCGACCUCACUCCUAACCCUGCCCUCAAAUCCGACCUCACUCCCUAACCCUGACUCUAAUCCCGACCUCACUCCCUAACCCUGACUCUAAUCCCGACCUCACUCCCUAACCCUGACUCUAAUCCUGACCUCACUCUCUGACUCUAAUCCCGACCUCACUCCCUAACCCUGACUCUAAUCCCGACCUCACUCCCUAACCCUGACUCUAAUCGACUCCUCCUACUGAUUAACCUGACUCACUCUAACCUGACUCUAAUCCGACCUCUCCUAACCCGACUAAAUCCCGAUACUCCUUAAUCUGACAUGCUGCCUCAAACCAAACUGACUCUAUACCCGACUCAUUCUAACUGACUCUAAUCCCACCUCUCCUGCCUGUCUAUGCGAGUCUCUGGUUUUAAAUGACUGGAGCCCUAACCCCUGACCUAAUCUGCCCUGCUCUGACCGACAAUCAGUCACGCUAUACCCUACCGUGAAUUACCAGACCUCAACCUGACCACACCGACCUCACUCCUAACCUGAUCUAAUCCGAUCUCACCUACAACGACUCUAAAUUCCGACCUCAACCUAACCCUGAUCUAAUCCGUCUACUCCCUACCCUGACUUAACCCGAACUCACUCCCUAACUCUGACUCUAAUCCUGACCUCACUCUCUGACUCUAAUCCUGACCUCACUCCCUACUACUCUAAUCCCCCUCCCUAACCCUGACUCUAAUCCCGACCUCACCAUCGCUCUAACCCGACUCAAUCCCACACCUGACUUAUCCCUACCUACCCUAAUCCCCAACCCGACUCCCCUAACUCUGACUCUAAUCCCACCCACUCCCUAACCCUGACUCUAAUCCCGACCUCACUCCCUAACCCUGACUCUAAUCCCGACCUCACUCCCUAACCCUGACUCUAAUCCCGACCUCACUCCCUAACUCUAAUGACCUCACUCCCAAACCCUGACCUAACUCACUCUAAUCCUGACCCUCACUCCCUACUCACCUAACCCCGACUCUCAUCCCGACCUCAUCCUAACCCGACUCUAAUCCCACCUGACUCUAACCCCGCCCUCAUCCUACUCACUCUAACCCGACUCAUCCCAACCCCUAACCCGACCUCACUCCAACCCGACCUCCACCUCCCUAACCCUGACUUAAUCCCGACCUCACUCCCUAACCCUGACUCUAAUCCCGACCUCACUCCUAACUCUGAUCUAAUACCUGACCUCUCCCUAACUCUGACUCUAAUCCUGAUCACUCCACCCUGCCUAACCGACCUAACUCCUAACUACUCCUAACCUGACUCUAUCCCUAACCCUCACUCUAACCUGACUCUAUCCCGACCUGACUUCCCUACCUACUCUAACCCGACCUCAACUCUAACUCUGAAUCCUAACCCUGACCUCCUCCCUAACCCUGACCUAAUCCUACCUCACUCCCUAACCCUGACUCAAUCCCGACCUACUCCCUAACCCUGACUCUAAUCCGACCUCACCCCUAACCCUGACUCAUCCCGACCUCACUCCCUAACUCACUCUAUCCUGACCUCACCCUAACUCUGACUCUAACUCCGACCUCAUCCCAACCCUGACUCUAAUCCCGACCUCACUCCCUAACUCCCUGACUCUACCCUACCCUACUCUAACUCCUGAACUCAUCCUACCCUCUCUAACCCGACCUAUCCCUAACCCUAUCCUAACCGACCUCACUCCUAACCUAUUCCAAUCCCGUCCCAGCCUGAACCUCUAAUCGGCUCACUCCAACCCUGACAAUCCCCGAUUCACUCCAGACUGAUCUCAUUCCGACCUCACUCCCUAACCCAACCAAGUAAGGCUGCCUCUGAGCACCAUGCUAUAGCCUACUACACACUAGACUUUAAUCCCCACCUCACCCUAACUCUAUUACCUACCGUCACCCAACCCUGACUCUAUCUACCUCACUUACCAACCUGACUCUACCACGUACACACCUGAUCUAAUCCUGACUCACCCACUGAUGUAUCUAUAGCACCACUCUAACCCUACUUAAGCCACUGCUAUUGCCUACUUGCACCUAACUCUGACUUCACCCUCACACUCACCCUAACUUGACCAUCUGCACACCAUCCUAACUUGACUUAAUCCACCUCAUUCCCUAACUGACUCUACCCGACCAUCAUUCCCUACUCGACUCAACACCCCACCUUCACCUACUCGACCUAACCUGACUAACCCUAAUGACAUAAUCUGACCCUUCAACUAGAAUCUAAUCUAAUCUGCCACUACUCCCAAUCUGAAACUAAUCCUGACCUCCUCACAAAACUCUGCUCUAACCUGACCUCACUUCCCUAAUCUGACUCUAAUCUGACCUCACUCCUAACUCUGACUCUAAUCCCCGACCUCACUCCCUUAACUCUGACUCUAAUCCCCGACCCACUCCCUAACUCGACUCUAAUCUGACCUCACUCCCUAACUCUGAUCUAAUCCUGACCUCACUCCCUAACUGACUCUAAUUCCCGACCAUCACUUCCUAACUCUGACUCAACCCGAACCUCAUUCCCUAAUCUGACUCUACAUCCCCGACCUCACUCCUAACUCUGACUCUAAUCCUGGACCUCACUCCCUAACUCUGACUCUAAUCCUGACCUCACUCCCUUAAACUCUGAUUUUAAUCCCCGACCUCACUCCCUAACUCUGACUCUAAUCCCGACCUCACUCCUAACUCGACUCUAAUCCCUGACCUCAACUCCCUAAAUCUGACUCUAAUCCCGACUCACUCCCUAACUUGACUCUUAAUCCCCGACCUCACUCCCUAACUCUGACUUAACACCUGACCUAUCCCUAACUCUGACUCUAAUCCUGACCUCAUCCCUAACUUGACUCUAAUCCUGACUCACUCCCUAACUCUGACUCUAAUCCCCCACCUCACUCCCUAACUCUGACUCUAAUCCUGACCUCACUCCCUAACUCUGACUCUAAUCCCCCACCUCACUCCCUAACUCUGACUCUAAUCCCUGACCUCACUCCCUAACUCUGACUCUAAUCCCUGACCUCACUCCCUAACUCUGACUCUAAUCCCCACCUAUUCCAAUACUUGUUGUCCGCAGGGCCUUGAACACUCUGAAUGGGUACAGCAGUGGACCAGCCUCGGAUUUGAUCAGCGUUCUCUUUGGCUAUUCCGAACCUGGCUCUUUAUCACAACCAAGUAAGCCUGCCUCUCUGGAAGAUGCUAUUAGCCUCCUGUAGCACACCAGAUCAUACCCUUCUUAAAUAGAAGAAUGACAAAAUUAUUGCCUAUGUGAUUUUGGACAUCAGAAAAAAUAUUCACCUGUCUGAAAAAACUUCUUAGACGCAAAUAUAAGAUUGACAAUUGUCUCCUCUUAUUUGUUCAGAUGAUCUGUCUUUCCUGAACACUGGUCUGGAUGAGUCUCAGAGGGAGGCGGUGUCGUUUGCUCUGUCUCAGAGAGAGGUAGCUGUGAUACACGGACCACCAGGCACUGGCAAGACAACCACUGUGGUGGAAAUUAUCCUCCAGGUGGUCAAACGGGGACAGAAGGUAGAGAUGAUGUCAUACAGUACAUUGGUGUGUCCAUUCUGAUCAAGAGAAGUAUCAAGUUAUGACAGUCUUUUGACACACAAGUCAAUAUGUUCUAUUGAAAAAUUGCUGAAUCUGGCUUUAAAUAUGGUUUAGGUAAUCCUUUUUAAAUAUGGUUUAGGUAAUCCUUUUUAAAUAUGGUUUAGGUAAUCCUUUUUAAAUAUGGUUUAGGUAAUCCUUUUUAAAUAUGGUUUAGCUAAUCCUUUUUAAAUAUAGUUUAGGUAAUCCUUUUUAAAUAUGAUUUAGGUAAUCCUUUAAAUAUGGUUUAGGUAAUCCUUUAAAUAUGGUUUAGGUAAUCCUUUUUAAAUAUGAUUUAGGUAAUCCUUUAAAUAUGGUUUAGCUAAUCCUUUUUAAAUAUAGUUUAGGUAAUCCUUUUUAAAUAUGAUUUAGGUAAUCCUUUAAAUAUGGUUUAGGUAAUCCUUUAAAUAUGGUUUAGGUAAUCCUUUUUAAAUAUGGUUUAGGUAAUCCUUUUUAAAUAUGGUUUAGGUAAUCCUUUUUAAAUAUGGUUUAGGUAAUCCUUUUUAAAUAUGGUUUAGGUAAUCCUUUUUAAAUAUAGUUUAGGUAAUCCUUUUUAAAUAUGGUUUAGGUAAUCCUUUUUAAAUAUGGUUUAGGUAAUCCUUUUUAAAUAUAGUUUAGGUAAUCCUUUUUAAAUAUGGUUUAGGUAAUCCUUUGUAAUCAUUGGUUCAUUGUUUUGUUCGUCACACUUGGACCAGAUGUUGACUCUUAUUGGUGUUUGUCUGUUUGUCCUGUAGGUCCUGUGUUGUGCUGGUUCCAACGUGGCGGUGGAUAACCUGGUAGAGCGCCUGGUCAAGGCCAAAGCUAAGGUGCUGAGACUAGGCCACCCUGCCCGCCUGCUAGAGUCCAUUCAGAAACACUCACUGGACGCCGUCCUCGCUCACAGUGACAACAGCAACAUCAUCGCUGACAUACGCAAAGACAUCGACAAAGCUUUUGUAAGUAUUGAUAAUAUGGCAUCAAUGAUAAUGACAUCUUAAUAUGAAAGCGUUUGUGAGUGUGAUGGGUUUCCAUUAGCGCUAACACCAGCUUGGUCUCUAAUUAUUUGACUGUUCAAUUAUGAUAACAGAUUAUUUGGUAUCAGAAGUUACUGUAAUAUACAGAAUAUCAAUGUCCAGAAACUCUACAUGUCAUAGCACUGGUUAACUCCCAGCUCCUGGCAUUCAUUAGUAUUUGUGAAAAGGCUUUUAAGCUUAGAAAGUAAGGUAAUUUUCUUUAGUGUAUUUUCUGGAUGUAUUGGAAGGCUUCUAGGUUAGAUAUGAAUGUUUUCUCAAUGUGUAGAUGGGGAUGAAGAAGAUUCGUGACAAAGGAGAUCGGGUCAACCUGAAGAGGGAGGUAGGAGAGCUGAGGAAAGAGCUGAGGACCAGGGAAGCUGCGGCCAUUACUGAGGUCCUCAAACGAGCUGACGUUGUCCUAGCCACUAACACAGGUGAGCGAUGGUGGAUAUCAACGUUGUCCUAGCCACUAACACAGGUGAGCGAUGGUGGAUAUCAACGUUGUCCUAUCCACUAACACAGGUGAGCGAUGGUGGAUAUCAACGUUGUCCUAGCCACUAACACAGGUGAGCGAUGGUGGAUAUCAACGUUGUCCUAGCCACUAACACAGGUGAGCGAUGGUGGAUAUCAACGUUGUCCUAGCCACUAACACAGGUGAGCGAUGGUGGAUAUCAACGUUGUCCUAGCCACUAACACAGGUGAGCGAUGGUGGAUAUCAACGUUGUCCUAGCCACUAACACAGGUGAGCGAUGGUGGAUAUCAACGUUGUCCUAUCCACUAACACAGGUGAGCGAUGGUGGAUAUCAACAUUGUCCUAGCCACUAACACAGGUGAGCAAUGGUGGAUAUCAACGUUGUCCUAGCCACUAACACAGGUGAGCGAUGGUGGAUAUCAACGUUGUCCUAGCCACUAACACAGGUGAGCGAUGGUGGAUAUCAACGUUGUCCUAUCCACUAACACAGGUGAGCGAUGGUGAAUAUCAACGUUGUCCUAGCCACUAACACAGGUGAGCGAUGGUGGAUAUCAACGUUGUCCUAGCCACUAACACAGGUGAGCGAUGGUGGAUAUCAACAGUUGUCCUAGCCACUAACACAGGUGAGCGAUGGUGGAUAUCAACGUUGUCCUAGCCACUAACACAGGUGAGCGAUGGUGGAUAUCAACGUUGUCCUAGCCACUAACACAGGUGAGAGAUGGUGGAUAUCAACUUUGUCCUAGCCACUAACACAGGUGAGCGAUGGUGGAUAUCAACGUUGUCCUAGCCACUAACACAGGUGAGCGAUGGUGGAUAUCAACGUUGUCCUAGCCACUAACACAGGUGAGCGAUGGUGGAUAUCAACGUUGUCCUAGCCACUAACACAGGUGAGCGAUGGUGGAUAUCAACGUUGUCCUAGCCACUAACACAGGUGAGAGAUGGUGGAUAUCAACUUUGUCCUAGCCACUAACACAGGUGAGCGAUGGUGGAUAUCAACGUUGUCCUAGCCACUAACACAGGUGAGCGAUGGUGGAUAUCAACGUUGUCCUAGCCACUAACACAGGUGAACGAUGGUGGAUAUCAACAGUUGUUCAUUAGGGGGCACACUACAGUGGGGAAAAAAAGUAUUUAGUCAGCCACCAAUUGUGCAUGUUCUCCCACUUAAAAAGAUGACAGAGGCCUGUAAUUUUCAUCAUAGGUACACGUCAACUAUGACAGACAAAUUGAGGAAAAAAAAUCCAGAAAAUCACAUUGUAGGAUUUUUAAUGAAUUUAUUUGCAAAUUGUGGUGGAAAAUAAGUAUUUGGUCACCUACAAACAAGCAAUAUUUCUGGCUCUCACAGACCUGUAACUUCUUCUUUAAGAGGCUCCUCUGUCCUCCACUCAUUUCCUGUAUUAAUGGCACCUGUUUGAACUUGUUAUCAGUAUAAAAGACACCUGUCCACAACCUCAAACAGUCACACUCCAAACUCCACUAUGGCCAAGACCAAAGAGCUGUCAAAGGACACCAGAAACAAAAUUGUAGACCUGCACCAGGCUGGGAAGACUGAAUCUGCAAUAGGUAAGAAGCUUGGUUUGAAGAAAUCAACUGUGGGAGCAAUUAUUAGGAAAUGGAAGACAUACAAGACCACUGAUAAUCUCCCUCGAUCUGGGGCUCCACGCAAGAUCUCACCCCGUGGGGUCAAAAUGAUCACAAGAACGGUGAGCAGAAAUCCCAGAACCACACGGGGGGACCUAGUGAAUAACCUGCAGAGAGCUGGGACCAAAGUAACAAAGCCUACCAUCAGUAACACACUAUGCCGCCAGGGACUCAAAUCCUGCAGUGCAAGACGUGUCCCCCUGCUUAAGCCAGUACAUGUCCAGGCCCGUCUGAAGUUUGCUAGAGUGCAUUUGGAUGAUCCAGAAGAGGAUUGGGAGAAUGUCAUAUGGUCAGAUGAAACCAAAAUAUAACUUUUUGGUAAAAACUCAACUCGUUGUGUUUGGAGGACAAAUAAUGCUGAGUUGCUUCCAUAGAACACCAUACCUACUGUGAAGCAUGUGGGUGGAAACAUCAUGCUUUGGGGCUGUUUUUCUGCAAAGUGACCAGGACGACUGAUCCGUGUAAAGGAAAGAAUGAAUGGGGCCAUGUAUCGUGAGAUUUUGAGUGAAAACCUCCUUCCAUCAGCAAGGGCAUUGAAGAUGAAACGUGGCUGGGUCUUUCAGCAUGACAAUGAUCCCAAACACACCGCCCGGGCAACGAAGGAGUGGCUUCGUAAGAAGCAUUUCAAGGUCCUGGAGUGGCCUAGCCAGUCUCCAGAUCUCAACCCCAUAGAAAAUCUUUGGAGGGAGUUGAAAGUCUGUGUUGCCCAGCGACAGCCCCAAAACAUCACUGCUCUAGAGGAGAUCUGCAUGGAGGAAUGGGCCAAAAUACCAGCAACAGUGUGUGAAAACCUUGUGAAGACUUACAGAAAACGUUUGACCUGUGUCAUUGCCAACAAAGGGUAUAUAACAAAGUAUUGAGAAACUUUUGUUAUUGACCAAAUACUUAUUUUCCACCAUAAUUUGCAAAUAAAUUCAUUAAAAAUCCUACAAUGUGAUUUUCUGGAUUUCUUUUCUCAUUUUGUCUGUCAUAGUUGACGUGUACCUAUGAUGAAAAUUACAGGCCUCUCUCAUCUUUUUAAGUGGGAGAACUUGCACAAUUGGUGGCUGACUAAAUACUUUUUUUCCCCACUGUAUAAAAUGUUUCAAAAUGUUUUGCAACAAAAAAAGGACAAUUUGCAUUUCUGAUUGGACAAGUCCUGGUAGCCCUCCUGUUUAAAUCUGUUUCCUUCCCUUUGGUGCCUAAUGAACAUGACCCUCUGUCCCCAUUUUGACUGGGUGGCGUCCUACUGAACAAUAAUAUGACCUGUCUGUGUUGUCUCCAGGUGCUAAUGACGGUGGCCCUCUGAAGAACCUACCUGUAGACCAUUUUGACUGGGUGGUGAUAGACGAGUGCGCCCAGGCCUUGGAGAGCUCCUGUUGGAUCGCUCUGCUCAGAGGCAGGAGGUGUGUCCUGGCUGGAGACUACAAGCAGCUGCCACCCACCAUCAAGUCUCAGACGUAA